Molecule: messenger RNA, 21050 nt
Organism: Pelobates cultripes (western spadefoot toad)
Lineage: Eukaryota; Metazoa; Chordata; Amphibia; Anura; Pelobatidae
Source: the annotation of a GenBank genome assembly
AUGAUAAACAGAGUAUGUAACAAAUUAACUUUUUUUCAGGUAUCUUUCUGCUUCUUCUGAUGUGUGCCAAGGCUCAGUGUGAGACUGUUCCUGGGUGACACUGUGAUCUGUAAUCAUUAUAGGUAUGGCAUCGCUAUGGCUACGGGAUCUGGUAAGUACCCAAUAAUCGCCAUCAUUCAUGGUAGAGUAUGCAGAACUCUUAGAGUGCCCUGUGUGUUAGUAUGUCCUCUAUCCCGUGGUCUAUGUAAUUAAGUCACAAGAAGCAAUGCAUUUGUUAUACAAAGUAUUAUAAAAAAAAAAAAAGUUACUGUUACUUGUUUUCUGGACUUUAAUAUCUAACACAGUUUUUUUUUAUUAAAUGGCAUUCCAGCUUGUAAUAUGUACUGUUUCUAUAUCGUUUUGUAAGUAUAAUAUGUCAUCUAAUCCUUUUGGCUUCGAAGUUCUCUUAUAACAUUGGAAUUUUAGACACUGUUACACUAACAGUGCAGAACUGGACACAGGAAGAAAAUAGAAGGAAAGAAAAUUAGAAUUUGCAAGUAGGAAAUUACUUUUGCAAUUUUCCAUCUAAAACAGUCAGUUUAUAAAACAUGUACUUUGGGGGAGAAUUAUGGUAGAUUGUUUCAAUUUAUCUUCUUAAUAUGAAACUAUUUAAAAGUAGCUUUAGUCUUUAGUUAAUGUUCUACAGCUAUGCAGUACUAAAGAGGAUGGUUCUACCUCAUCACACCUAAAUAAGUUGGCCUUGUGAUGGAUGACUGCCUCUGGCACCAUGAGUUUUGACCUUUCACUCAAAAAGGAGCACAAAAAAAAAAAUUUGAGAGGGGAAUUCAUGCCAUUUUAACAAGAGGACAUACAUCAAACCACAUCAUUUCGUAAAGGCAAAGCUGGUAAAGCUUUUAGAUAGUGGGGCACCAGACUCCUACCCCAAAAUUUUACUCCUCACUAUACAAUACAGAGAUCCUCAUACAAUACACAGAGCUGAGCAUAAUACAGAAAUGCUCAAACAAUAAAACAUGCUUGACAUAGCAUAAAUUUAUAAAAUACAAUACAGAGAUAACCAUACCACAAACGGAGCUGAGUAAAAAUAGAGAUAUAAUACACAGAGCUGGGUAGACUACAGAGAUACCCAUACAACAGGCAGAGCAGAGUAAAAUAUAGAGAAAUAACACACAGAGCUGGAUACAAUAAGGAGGACUUAUAACUGUCUCACACAGCCAGGAUCACUGUGAUGCGGGGGGAGGGGGGUGCCUGAGUUUUGUCCUGCCUAGGGCAGCACAAAACCAGGAUACACCACUGCCUAUGCAUAUAGUGCAGUGCAGGGUGUGUAUAAUGAAUGUAGUGUGUUUGUAGUGAAUGCAGAGUAUGAAUAAUAAAUGUAGUGUGUUUGUAGUGAGUGCAGUGUGUAUAAUGAAUGUAGUGUAUUUGUAGUGAGUGCAGUGUGUAUAAUGAAUGCAGUGUGUUUGUAGUGAGUGCAGAAUGUGUAUAAUGAAUGUAGUGUGUUUGUAGUGAGUGCAGAAUGUGUAUAAUGAAUGUAGUGUGUGUAGUAAGUGCAGUGUGUAUAAUGAAUGUAGUGUGUAUAAUGAAUGCAGUGUAUUUGCAGUGAGUGCAGAGUGUGUAUUAUGAAUGCAGUGUAUGUAGUGUGUUUGUAGUGAAUGCAGAGUGUGUAUAGUGAAUGUAGUGUAUUUGUAGUGAGUGCAGUGUAUAUAAUAAAUGUAGUGUGUUUGUAGUGAGUGCUGAAUGUGUAUAAUGAAUGUAGUGUGUGUAGUGAGUGCAGUGUGUAUAAUGAAUGUAGUGUGUUUGUAGUGAGUGCAGAGUGUGUAUAAUGAAUGUAGUGUGUUUGUAGUGAGUGCAGUGUGUAUAAUGAAUGCAGUGUAUUUGUAGUGAGUGCAGAGUGUGUAUUAUGAAUGCAGUGUAUGUAGUGUGUUUGUAGUGAAUGCAGAGUGUGUAUAGUGAAUGUCGUGUAUUUGUAGUGAGUGCAGUGUGUAUAAUAAAUGUAGUGUGUUUGUCGUGAGUGCAAAGUGUGUAUAGUGAAUGUAGUGUGUUUGUAGUGAGUGCAGAGUGUGUAUAAUGAAUGUAGUGUGUUUGAUGAUGUGUGUGUGUGCUGGAUGAUGUGUGUGUGCUGGAUGAUGUGUGUGUGUGUGCUGGAUGAUGUGUGUGUGUGUGUGCUGGAUGGUGUGUGUGUGUGUGUGUGUGCUGGAUGAUGUGUGUGUUGUGUGUGCUGGAUGAUGUGUGUGCUGUGUGUGCUGGAUGAUGUGUGUGCUGGAUGAUGUGUGUGUGUGUGUUGUGUGUGCUGGAUGAUGUGUGUGCUGGAUGAUGUGUGUGUGUGCUGGAUGAUGUGUGUGUUGGAUGAUGUGUGUGUGUGUGCUGGAUGAUGGGUGUGUGUGUGUGUGUGUUGGAUGGUGUGUGUGUGUGUGUGUGUGUUGGAUGGUGUGUGUGUGUGUGUGUGUGUUGGAUGGUGUGUGUGUUGGAUGGUGUGUGUGUGUGUUGGAUGGUGUGUGUGUGUGUGUGUUGGAAGAUGUGUCUGUAUGCUUGUUGAUAGGGGGGGAAGCAUUUUUUUUAACUUCAUGUGUAUUUUUUAUUUUAUUCCCCCCUCCCUGCUUCUUACCUUGUCAGGGAGGGGGAGAUCGCCUGGUGGUCCGGUGGAGGGAGCCAGCCGCUGCACAGAGGGGCCAUCACACGCUGUGUUCCCGCUCCAGCUCUAACACUCGCGAGACUCGCCUGUGCGGAGCGUUGCCAUGGUAACCCGUGGCAACGCUCUGACAGCCGCGGGUCUCGCGAGAGUUAUAGCUGGAGAGGGAACACAGCGUGUGAUGGCCCCUCUGUGCAGGUAGCAGGGCCGGUCCUGCAGGACUGCUAACGGGAACAGCGUUCCUGCUUUGGAAAAAGUACAGGAACGCCGUUCCCAUGCGUUCCUGCAGGACUCGAGCCCUGCCCACACAGUACAUGUCUCUGUAAAAUGCUUUAGAUCUAUCUUUCUGUCUAUCUAUUUAUCUAUCUAGCCCUCUCUUAGCUCUUUCAUACAUGAUCUUAUCUUCAGUACUGUUCCUGCUAUGAUACCUUUAGAUUUCCACUACAUAUUGCUGCUGUUAUGAAACAGGUAAUCUAUUCCAUUAGCGCUCAGCACACAUUGUGCACAUGGUUAAAGCAUCAAGUUUCUAAUAGAGUUCUUAUUACCUUUGCAGCUGACAAUAUAAUUAAUCUGCAGUGGUAAUAUGGAGCCAAGAAGUAGAUAACAUGGUUAACAGAUUAAAACAGAUUGAAAUCAGAAUCAGAUACAUCCUCUGAGUCCCAGUCCCAGUCCUGUAGUUUGAAGCUUAACAACUUUUGAACUAGCCACAGCGUGAGUGUCUUAGCUGUAGAGUGACUGAAAAAAUAUGGUGGGUAUGGUGCAGUAAUAGUUAUUAAAACUAUUAAUGACAGACAGCAUAGUGCUGUGUGUCAGAAAUGUCCCCCCUCCCCUUGUUACCAUUGAGCUUCCUAGGCUUUAUAUAAAUUAAUUAUAUAUUUGAGUAAAUUCCCUUUCCUAAUCAUCCCUCAGGCAGUCACUAGGGCUAUUGUGUGAGAGAAAAAGAUAAUAUUAUGCACUUAUAUUUAACAGGUCUGCUGCUGUGCUCUCUCUAUGUUACUUCCAAGAUGGCAUCUUGCUUCUCUCACCUGUGACCAAUGAGACAAUAAUAGUCCCUGAAUAGGGAGGCCAAUAGCUUGUUUGUAGUCAUGGGCAGCUGGCUCUGCUGCCCUAAUGGCAACUCAAUUAAAAUUCUGGAAAUUCCUUUAUAAAGGACACUAGGCAUGUGCAAAUCCUGCUGAAACUGGGCAGAUUUCAAACCUGCCCCAUUUUAUUACAUGCCAAGGUUGAUCUCAAGAAAGCUUCUCCAAACAGCUACCAAUGAGGGUAGAGAGGCCCCGCAGAAGUUAAACCUAUUACAGAAUUAAAGAGACACAAUGUUUUCCCCAUAUUUCUUUGCUUACUAUACUCCCCUUCAGAAAAAGAAUCUUAGUGUUUCUAAACCCCACAUAAGAACUGAUGGGGCACUGCCUAAAGUACAUCCCCCGCUUUACUUGCAUCAACGACCAGAAAGAAGAGACUCUGGUUUGGUAAAGUUUUAGCUGCUGUACACAUAAGGAACAAGCGCCAGAAAUCUCACUUGCUGCUAUAACUGCCCAAAGUACCCCAUAUGGACGAGCCUCCCCUGAGUGCAAUACAUGUUUUGCAUGUGUGCACCAGGUGAAUUUCUCAUUUGUGAUUUUAAAUAAAUAAUUAUUGGCUCCAGUUUUCUGGACAGCUAUUAAAUGGACACUCUAAGUACUAUAAUCACUACAGCUUAGUACUAAUAAUGAUAUUAUUACUCUAGACGCAUGUUCCUGGUUUCUGUAAAACCAUUUUGCAGCAGUUUGAAAAGGCUCCGUUUACCACCCCCCUAUCCCCCUCAUUCCCCCAACCAAACACCCAGAAUAAUCCAUUACAUUUUUGCAUUAUCAUGGAUGACAAUGACAGCCUGGGAUAUCCAUGUAUUCAGUUCAUGGACCUUUUUUAAGAAAUCAUUUUCCUAACGUUUCCACUCGCCCUUUCUGACGGCCAUCUUUAUACACCUAUGGCUGGUUGUCAGCUAUCUGAUCCACUGAUCGCUAUUUUGCCACUGUCUAAAUCAAAGUUUUUCUGCCUUCCACAUAUAGGAUAUAUUGCCCUUUGGAAAUGCAAUAGGACAACUAUAUUGGUAAAAUGUGGUUAAUAUCCCUUCAUACUAUUUCCAUACUUUAGCUUGUACAGCUAAUGAUUAGCAACCAGGAUUGUGUGAUUCUGACAGGGUUAUUCAGUAAAAGUGAGAAUUCAAAGUGAAUUUUAAUGUAAAUUCAAAAUAACCAAAUAAGAAAAUAUCUAAAUCAGCUAUGCUUUCAGUUUGGCUACUCUGGCCUUAAAUUUGAAAUUCAUUUUAAAUUCUCACUUUAGUAAAUAACCCUUUGAAUAUUUGUUAUAUUAUGUGCAGUUAUGUUUUCUAAUUAUAUUAAUCAGAUUCAAUAUCGUGGCCUCUUAUUGAUGAUUUUCGUUCUGGGUAUUGGAGGCUCCUUCCAGUACGGGUUCCAUAUCUCUGUUUUGAACUCUCCCUCUCUGGUGAGUACUGUCUACAGAAUCACUUGCAAACAGCUAUGUAAAGAAAGCAGCAUGUCAUACCAAUCCAAGACUCCAAAAAACAAAAGUGAGAAGCAUUUGCCAUUCACUGAUUUCAGCUAAGUAACUCAUAAUACUACACUAGCAUUCAGGGCCGCCUUCAGGGGCUACAGCCAGUACAACUGGGUACAGCACAGGGAGAGAGGAAUAAGCAAACACUGCUCACUCCUCCCAAGCCCUUAUCCAACACACCACACACUGCAUGCACUACACACACAGAGACACUAAAUCCACUAUAUACACCGCUUCCACUAUACACACACUUCAUUUACUACAAAGACAUUGCAUCCACUACACAAAACACACUAAAUUAACUACACACUGCAUCCACUAAAACUCACACACUGCAUCCACUACACAAACACACACACACACACAUACUACAUUUACUGCACAAUGAAACACUGCAUCACAUGCAUACAAUAUACAAACACAGAGACUGCAUUCACUACACAAAAACAGACACUGCAUCACCUACACAUACAGGGGGCCCAGGCCUUGAGAUGUGUAACGGCCCCAAAAUUCCUGAUAGCAUCCCUUCUAGCAUUUACCACAGGGAUCUACGAUGAAAUACUAAACAUCCAAUCCAGAGAAGAAAAUUGUCUCUGUUCUCCAGUUCCAUACAUCGACACAGACUGAAACAAUCAAACAAAACUCAUCAAAUGAAAACUACCUAAGUGGCAUUUUCCCAUACUGCUGAGGCCAUCUCAAAACUAAAAAAAUGCAACUGCAGAUAAAGUGAAUAGGUUGGUAAAAGGUUUGAUAAUAUGGUGCGUAUAUUUCUAUUCCAGUUUAUAAAGGAGUUCAUCAAUGACACAUGGAUACAUCAUUACAGCAAACCCAUGGGGGAAAAUUCACUGAGGAUUCUUUGGUCAUUCAUUGUAUCAAGUUACUGUAUUGGAGGCAUGCUAGGGUCUCUGUGGUCUGGAUAUUUCACGUCUAAAUAUGGAAAGUAAGUGUUCAAAUGAAUGAAGACAUAACACAAGGGAGAAUAUGGUAGGACUUUGUCUUUUUUACAAUUUCUAAAUUAGCAAUUUAUACAAUCAAAUUUCUAGUUCAUUCAGUCCAGAGGAGAAUUAAAAACCCAAUGAUGGUAUCUAACAGCAAGCUACAAUUGUUACCAGUACACAAUGUGGUGCUAAAAUAUUGCGCACUAUUGGACACAUAACUGGUCAGGUUUCACAACGGUGAUCAGAUUGCUGAUAGAAACCCUUUUCUAGUUUACUCCGUGACUUUCUCCUUAAAUUAAAGUUGAGAUAUAGAAGCAGGUUUACGUCAAAUAGAUUCAUAAUUCUCAGCCUUAUUGAGGAGAGAAAACAUGGCUAUAAUACCACAAACUUCGCUUCUUCUUUUGAUUCACUCUGCUAGCCCAAAACUGGCACUCAAUCCAAUAAACAAAAAAUUUAACUUCUAGCUUUCAUUUACAAAGCCUUUCAUAACCAACUACCAGACUAGUUCUUUCAGUCCUUAUCUUCAAUCACUCCCUCAAGAUUAAUUUAUAUACUCAUACAAUGCCCUCCAUUAUUCUGCUACUUCUAUUUCUGCACGUAAUACUGAGUCAGCACAUUUAAGCUGCUGCCCAACUCUGGAGCUCCCUGCCACGUAAUCUUGGGCUUUCUAUUUUAAUUGCUCGCCAAGAUUCAUUUCUAAAAACUUUUAAAUAUUUUUUUCUACUAAUCCAGUCACCUAAAAGCUACAUAAAAUCCCCAAUCUAACCAAUAUAUUGUUUUCUGUUCUUACUCUGAUACGUGAGCCCCACCUGUUCCCUCCUAGAUUGCAAGCAUCAGAGCAAGCUAAUCUCCCGCAUUAUCUGUGUCUGAACGUCAGAUUCUUCUGUUAAACUUUACACGUUACAGCUUGCCCAGCAUAAUGUCUCAAGGCUAUAUAAAGCAAUGAUGAUAAUCUUGCGCGAUGAUUUAAUAAUAUAUUGUUGUUAUUAUACAUUUACACACUAGCCAUCACAAUGCCAGGUAUUAUAUAUUUUAUAGACAAUAUGAAAAUUCUGAGACUUUGUUAAAAGCAGCAGCUAUUGCUGGGGGCUUUAACUGUUGGCAGUUAAGCACAAAGGAACUUUUUUUUCCUGGAAAGCUUAAUGGGCCUCAAAAUAUAUAUACUUGUUUAGAAAGUACCCUUUUUAUUAUUGUCUAUGGUUCACCUGACGCUUUUCACCAACAACGCAAGGACUUAAAAUGUUUGUCUUUUUUUAAUUUCUGAUCUAUUUCUAUUUCAAAUAUAAGAUAAAACAGGGACUUCUUUGUCUUAUACAUUUUUCCUAUGCUUGACAAAUCUUGACAAAGGGUGGAGAUUAAGGCAAGCUUUUACAUACAACAAAGGGUGAAGCUUGCUUUAAGCUCUACCCUUUGUCAAUUGUCAUAAAAAAAGUAAAGCUGGCCCUUUCUCUAACUGCUACGUUAAACCUUUCAAUAGUCUGAACUGCUAGAUUUUUUGAAUUUACCGCAUAGGUCCUAAAAUGCCUACCAACUGGAGAUAUUGUGUUAUAAUCAGAAAUAGUCCUUACAUGCUCACAUAUCCUGUUUUUGAGAGGUCUCUCAGUCCUCCCACUCCCAACUAUUAUGCUACUUGGGUGAUUUGGAUUGGAACUCAACUGCAGCUUGUAAAACUCCCUGAUUACAAUAGUGAAGAAAUGGAGAAUCUUUAAAGUACCAAUACUGUAGCUUUAAGAAAAGAGAGAAUUGCUGGUAACUUGAUUCAAACUAAGUUUUAAUAAGUAUUAAACUUAAAUUAAUUGCAUUUAAGCAAUAAUCCAAUAAGAAGUGCAAUUAAUUGUUGAUUAAUUGCACUUCUUAUUGGAUUAUUAUAACACAAAGUUCAUUAAUAAGUAUUUCCUCAGAGAUGCAUUAAGUAACAUUCUUUAGGUUAAUAAGAAUAAUCUUCAAUAGUAACUUUAAGCAAGUAGCUGAGAAUAUUUGCAAAACAGGAACAGUUCAUAGUUAAUAAGCAUGAUGGGAGUUGUCCUCCAUACAAUUAGUAGCUUGAAGCACUGAGUGUAUUUGCAAAGCAAGAAACAGUUGAUUGUGAAUAAGCAUGAUGGGAGUUGUCCUCCAUAUAAUUAGUAGCUUGAAGCAGUGAAGAUUUAGUAAGCAAGCAUUAGUUCAUUAUUAAAUGAUAUUGUAGACAAACAGCUGAAAGAUAUACUUAAGGUUAAUGUGAGUAGUCCUCCAAUAGUUCAGAGGUAUGGUCCACUUGUAAAGUAAGUGAGUUUCUGUUAUCCAGUAAUCCACUAUGGCAUGAAGUAUACUUUUCUUAGCCCAGAAGGCUAGGACGACAUCAGAGCUUGUAGAGGCGGUGUGUAUACCCGGAAGUAGGUCCCACAAUCACCAAGCGCCUUCUCCCUGGCGCGGUCUCCCUAAGUACUGUCAGAGCCGCGUCAGAAGGGGGAGGGGCCGGCUCCGCAAUACGGAAGUGCCGAACCCGGAAGAGAUACCGCAUGACACCAACUUACAGUAUUUGACAUAUCUUAUAGGUUAUUAAAUAACAAACAAUAAUUACAUUAAUUGUUGCAGUAAUUAUUCACUUUAUACAGCUUCCCUUUCACAGUGCAUUUAAAGGAACAUUAUAGUGUUAGGGGCCAUGUGAACUGAGUGUGUGUGAGUGUGUAUGGGUGCGUGUAUAUGUGUGUAUGAGUGUGUGUAUGUGUAGGAGUGUGAGUAUGAGUGUGUGUAUGUGUAUGAGUGUGAGUCUGUGUAUGUGUAGGAGUGUUUGUAUGUGUAUGAGUGUGAGUGUAUGUAUGAGUGUAUGUGUGAGCGUAUGUGUAUAUAUAUGUCAGUGUGCUUCUGUGUCUAUGUGUGUGCACACAUCUGUGUUUGUGCAUCUGUGUGUCAGGGUGUGUGUUUUUAUGUCAGUGUGUGUAUCUGUUUCAUGGUGUGGGCAUGUACCAAUGUUUGUGUGUGUCAGGGUGCAUGUGUGUAUAAGUUGGUGUGUAUCUAUGUGUAUGUAUGUGUUGGUGUGUAUCUAAAUGUGUGUAUGUAUGUGUUGGUGUGUAUCUAUAUGUGUGUAUGUAUCGGUGUCUAUAUGAAUUUGUGUGUAUGUGUCGGUUUAUUUAUAUGCAUCUGUGUGUUAAUGUGCAUGAAUAUCUGUGUAAGUAUGUAUGUAUGUAUAUAUGUAUGUAUGUGGUAAUGUAUGUGCACACUUCUAAUCAGUCAAACACUAGCACAUCAUACAAGCACACUCCUGCAAUCUAACACAAAUAUUACAUACAAACACACCACUUCAUUUAAACACAAAUACUUCACACAAAUGUACAUCCACAUUUAAAAGUGAACAUUACAUUCAGACACACCCCUGCAAUCAAACACAACACAAACAUUACAUACAAACACACCCCUGUAAUAAAACACAAUAAAUGUAUACAAGCACUCCUUCAAGCACCAACACUGUACAUUACACUAUAGCGCCAGUAAAUGCUGCAGCGCUGUACAGAUAUACAACCUAGAAAUUUAGACUUAGGGUGCCUUGUAAAAAUACUGAAAUAUUAAGGGCGCCUUGAACCUUGAACCUAAAAAGUUUGGGAACCACCGAAGUAACCAAGUGUUACCACUAAUAACUAGGGCGGAGCAUAUUGGCCAGGGAUUUACUUCUCCUGGCUGAAACGUACAGCCUCUUCCAACUAACUGUUCUAAAUUGGGGCUCUAUAGACAAAAUAGGGAGACAAGAUUUUAUGGCUUUGCUUUUUAUGGCCAUGACUUUUGCGAUAUAUCUAUAAAAUCUACUAUUCUCUCAGCUUUUAACAUUUUAUUACCAUUAUAGCCCCUAUUAAGUAAACUGGUAAGCAAUAAAGCUGCCUGCCUCUGAUAAUCAGUGUCCCUUAUGCAAUUCCAUUUUAAACAAAUGAAUUACCCUUUGCCAAAUGAAUUCUUAAGAGGGUCCAUUAUAAUUGAACCUGUUAAACUAUCACCCCUCAAUGAGAGAGACAAAUAAAUAAUGUACGUUUUGCUCCAAACGUGUAAAUUGCGUGAAUUAUUACUGACGUGAAUAUAAUCUCCUCUUGGUGUAAGUUUUCUGAUAAAUAAGAAAAUAAUUUUCAUGCUUCAAAUUAAAAUGAGAAGACAUUUGACAAACAAUUGUAUCUAUGUCCAGGAGGUUUCCUUUAUUCAGGGUAAAGAGCGUUUAGGACGGGUAUCCAAUACUCCAACACUCCCCCCCCACGGAUGUUGAUGCCCUACAAAUCCCAUAAUUCUUAGCAUACUUUAGAUGGCUAAAGCAUCAAGGGAGGUGUAGUUCAGCAACCUCUUGGGGUCCAGAGUAUGAGAAGCAUUAAUUAAUAUUAUGUCUUAUUCACAGAAUUCUAAUAGACAAACAUUUGGCUGACAUUUGCUUUGAAUCUCCAUUAAUUAAUUUAUCUUGUCUUAUGUUAUAGAAAGCGGUGCCUGAUCUAUAGUGACCUAAUCCCAAUAGCAGCGGCGCUUUUAGUUGGCUGCAGUAGAACUUCCAAGUCAUUUGAGAUGAUACUGAUUGGCCGCUUCCUUUAUGGUAUAAAUGCAGGUAAAGAUUCUUAGCUCUAAGGCACUUUACAGGCGCAUGUUUGAAGAUGGCAACAUUAUUAGAAUAUGUAUCAGUAUUUGAUUACCUUUUCAGGGUUUGGUUUUAACAUCCACUCUCAGUAUGCAGGGGAAAUUGCACAUAAGAAACUACGUGGAUUUACCAACACAAGUAUCUCCAUCUUUGUAACAAUUGGAAAACUGAUGGGUCAGAUUCUUGGACUCAGGUGAGUGUUGCUACACAAAAUGAUUAUAGUCCUGCUAUACUCCUAUUAGUAUACAAAUAUGUUAGAAUUCUAGAGAUAUCACCCACAGUACUUUGGACCAGAAAUCCCUACACUGCACAUUAUAUUUAUUUAUAUAUUUUUUCAUUCAGUGAAAUAUUGGGCACCAAGUCGAAGUGGCCUCUUCUCUUGGGUCUGAAUGGCAUGUGGGCCCUGGUUCAGAUGGUUGCACUCCCAUUUUUCCCUGAAUCACCAUACCUCCUGAUUGAGAGAAAUGACAAGGAUGGCUGUAUGAAAGGUACUGACCAGAGUUAAGGGUACUGUGGAAGGACAAUACAGUAUACUCUUUAUCUACAUUUUACACACAAAUAAUUUGUUGUGGUUUAGCAAUGAUUUUUCUCAUCAGCCUCAGACAUUGGUCUGUAGUUAAGAAUAUACAUUUGGCAACAUGACUAAAAGUGAAGUCAUUGGUUCCCAUGGCAAUAGGAUUUUGGACCAAAUAUUUGCAAUGCAUAGAUAUAUAUAUGUUAACCAUGGCAGGUGUAAUUUAUUGAAAAAGAGUUCAAAUAUAAUAUGUGAACCCAAUAAUAUGUUAAAGGAACACUAUAGUGCAGAAAUACAAAUAUAUAUUCCUAACACUAUAGUGUAAAACUGUUUAGCUCCACAGCUCCCCUCAGAUUGCUCUAAGAGGGUAUUAAAUUUACCUUAUCUCCCUCACCAGGCCAGUCUCGCAGCAGAAAUCAGCAAUCUUAGUGAUCUCAGUCAAUCCAAUGCUUUCCCUUAGGAAAGCAUUGAAAGGCUAUUGCACAUGCUCAGCCAGGCUGCGCCAAUCAGCAUUUCCUUAUAGAGAUACAUUGAAUCAAUGUAUUUCUAUGGGGAACAUUCAGGAUCUCCAUGCAGAGCGUGGAUACGCUGAAUACCAGUGCUGCACACUGUGCCGCACUGGGAUACAAAGCACCUCUGGUGGCCAUCUGAGUAACUGCCACUGGAGGUGUUCCUAGGGAGCAAUAUAAACACUGCCUACUCACCAAAGCACUACAUUAAGCUCGUGUGGUUCUGGUGACUAUGCUCAUGCAUUAAACUAUCAAACAUAUGGCUGUAGGUAUAAAUGCUUUUGGCAAUUACACGGUAACAUCUAGCCUCUUCCCAGGUUGGAAUGUCAAAAGAUAGAUCCUUCUCUCACUAACUGAUAUAAUGGAAUAACAUUCCUGAAUUUAAAAAAGACUUAAGACUCCCAGCUCAAUGGUGUGCCUAUCAGGACGGCACAACCCACAAACAGUAAGUACAGGAUUUGCCAGUGGGAAUAAAAUAUUAUCAUUAUUUUUAUUUUUUUUGUCAAUCUUUCUUUUAUUGAGGCAUAUGUUUAUGGUGGUACAGAAUAAAGAAGGGGAGACAGGCAAGAAAUAUACAGAGUGGGGUCAUCACAUCAAAGUUGAACAUCUCCUGGAAAUGACUGCCUCAUUUAAUGUUAAGUAAACAAACUUGAAACAUUCUGAGUUGAUGCGUCUGGACUAUCUACAUGCUUUAAUAAUUCAAUGUAUGCAUUAUCAUGGUGGAAAGGCUGAGUGUUACCUUGCAUCUAGUAAAUGUGAGUGUAACACAUUGUAUGUAGAACUCUUAAGUUGUGUUAUUAAGUACUGCACUGUAAUAUUCUGUAGCUUUUUAUUUUUCACGUUGAUAUGCAGGGCCGUCUUUAAUGUUGAUUGGACCCUGGACAGGCAUUUGCUUGGGCCCCUUGGUCCCCUCCCUCCCACCUUUUAGCAUUCAAACACGCCUUCCACACAAAGACACACAUAAAAAAAACACACACACACAUAUAUUGGAGACUUAGCCACACUUAUUUUUCACCUAGAGAAAAUACACACACUGACACACAUACAGAUACACACAUACACAUGCUUAGACAUACACAGGUACAUCCAUCCAAAUACACAGACAUUCAAAGACAGAUACACAGACACACAGGUGCAUACACAGAUAAACACUGCGACACAUAAAGAUACACUCACUAACAAACAUGCAGACACAUACGUUACACACAGAUAAACAGACAAACACAACUUGACAUUUAUGUAGAUACAUUCAAUAACACACAUACACGGAUAAACAUGCAGUUACACAGACACACACUAACACAUACAAACACACUGAGACACAUACAGAUACACAGACACACACAGGAGCACACACUGACAGAUAUGCAGAUUCAGACACACAUACCAAGAGAUACACAUACAGACACACAUGCAGGUACACAGACACACUUAAUUACAAACAUUCAGAUACACAGGAUGACACUCAUAUAGAUGCAAACAUUGACACACACAGAUACAGAAGGGCACACACUGACACACAGAUACACAUAUAGAUGCAUAUACACAUACAGACAGAUACACAGAUGGAAACACACACAGACAGAUACAUACACAGAUACGCAUACAGACAGACACAUAAAUAUACAUAUAGACAGAUACACACACAGAUACACAGACACAUGCAUAUACACAUACAGUCACACAGAUACACAUGCAUAUAAACAUACAAAAACAUACACAGAUACACGCAUAUACACAUACAGACAGAUACACACACACAGUCAGAUACACACACAAACUGAUAUACAGACAGAUAUAUACAAGCAGACAUACAUGGAAAAUAUACAAUUUUUGUUACCCUCCUGUUUCCUACCUUUUGGGUGCAGGAGGAUGACUUCCCUGGGGUCCAGUGGCUGUCUGAGGCUGUUGGGAGUUGGGCUCUCUCCCAGUCCGCGCUCCUCCUCUCUUCCUCCCUAGCACGCAGCACUCUCUGUGUUAGCUAGGUAGCGCUGACCUCAUCACAGGGAGCCCAGUCGCGCUGUUAAAGCACCGCAGCGUUGACCGAGCCAUUGCAGACUUAUUGCUAUCGGGUGGUCCUAAGAGCAUGGGCCACCCGAUGGGCCCCCCAUCGUGUGGCCCAUGGGGGUAGUACCUCGCGGGCCACAUGCACCUCAGCGGCCGGCGGGCUCAAGGGGGAGCUGCUUUGGGCCCCCUACGAAUGAAUGGUCCCGGGGCAGCUGCCUCUUUUGCCCCGCGUUAAAGAUGGCCCUGUGGAUAUGUGACUUUCAUACAGGACAUACUAAAAGGAAUGACAGAUUGAUCUAUGGGCAUUUCAAUCUGUCAUUCCUUUUAGUAUGUCCCCAUUCACACACAUGUAUAUAUUUUCCAGUGCUCUGUUUUGAUACCACUAACACUAGGUGUAAUUUAUUUGUUAAUUUUACAUAUUGGCAUUACUGAUGAGUCUGACAGUAAUAUUCAGUGUUUUAGUUCUGCACUCUAAGUAAUUUUUCAUUAUAAGCAUUGAUAAUGCUUUAUAUCUUUAUCUAUCCAGCCCUGAAACAGCUGUGGGGAGACAGAGACCAUGAGAGAGAGCUAGAGGAAAUGAUGAAAGAGCAAGCUGCUCGCAAGAGCGACCAAAGUCUAACUGUCAAGGGCUUGCUGGAGGACCGUUCUCUACGCUGGCAGAUAUACAUGCUCAUUGCUUUGACUAUCGCUCUGCAGCUGUGUGGAGUCAAUGCUGUGAGUUCACGUACUGCAAAUCCUAGUAUAAAGAUGCUUAAGGAUAAAGGAAAUGGUGGUGAACUAAAAACAGGAUUUCAAAAUGUAGGCCAACUUUGACAUGCAGAGCACAUACAGACUCAAACUCUCCCAUAUCAAGAUAAGUGUGCAUGAAUAAGAUGCAAUGUAUCUAUGUUAUCCUCAAUCUUCUCUACCAAGGCAGACUGUCUUUAGCUCCAUACGACAUGUAAUAACAUACCUCCACCCCUAUUAUCAUGGCUACCAUAGUAUGGUACCCAUACCAUGGUAAACAUAGUUUUAGCAAAGUAUAUGGAACGCUAAACUCCGAGAAUUAGAAGGGUAUUACGUUUAGCCUAUGAAUAUGUAUCAUGAUGGCUUUAACCUUGAAACUAAUGAUUUGUCAGAAAGCUUUCUCUUCCUACAGAUUUAUUUUUAUGCUGCAGUUGUGUUUGAAGAAGCAAAAUUUGAUUUCUCGCAAAUCCCAUAUCUGACAAUAGGGAUUGGUGUGUGUGAGUCUUCAUCUGUGAUCCUAUGUGUAAGUAACCAGAAAAUAUAUUCAAUUUGUCAUCUCACUGUCAUACUAUACUUUACCUUUCUUUUUUAUUCUGUCCAAAAAUAGUUGCAUGUGGGCGGAGCCGGGCCGCCGAACUGAGAGGCAGCAACACGCUAUGCCUCCAGGCCUGAGCCCGGAAAAAACCCGCAAAAUAAGCGCCCACAACACCCUGAAAAGGAUUUGGCGGAUCCACAUUUAACAAACAGCACCCAAGCUUCCUGGGGAUCCCAAACAGAGGCAGAUCUCAAGCAAGGAACACUGCAAACAAACAAGCAGGCCUUUGCACCAUCACGCACAUGAAAGAUGGCGACCCCCGCCGACACGAACUGACAGGCAGACGGGGGGCAAUGAUAUACCGGCCACAACAGCUACCUGGAAGAAUUCUCCAAGGCAAGAGGCGGCCCGGCUCCGCUCCCCCCCCCCCCUUUUUUCCCCUAUCCGGCUGGGGGUGGGGGGUAACCCAUGCCAAAUGGCGGCGGCACCCUCCAGGGCGGAAGAUACCGCAUGGGGUCCAAGCUGCCCGCCUAAACGGGUAAAGGCAACAAAUACAGCCCGCCCGAAGACUUACCCCAGCAGGAGAAGCACCAAAAGGGACCAACAUGGGUGGCUCACACGGGCCCUGGCAGGGCCAGGUGCCGGACGGAUCCACCAGGCCGUGACCUCGACCACGGGAGAGGUGUGUGCCCGGGCAUUUGGGUCAGGGCCUAGUCCCUGGCGCUGUGAGCCCGGUGGGGCGGGACUGUGCCGCCCCCCUCGACGGACCGGUGGUUGUGGGGGGCGGACGCCGGCUCCAAGCAUGCGGCCGGCGUCGGGUGAAACGCAGGAACACACUCCUCAAGGGACCCAAGCGGGGCCGGGGAGGUGCAGGGAGCGGACGGCCGGAGGACCAACAGAUAGUUUAAGCUCCCGAGUGCCCACGGAACUGUGGGGGACCCGACCGGUGAGCGGAGAUCGGCGUGGGGGUGAGGGAAGGAGGCCAGGCACCCCAGGGACAGUGUGGAAGCAGCACCAUGAGAGACUCCCCCAGACAGACAUGGGGACGGACAGAGGCACCCUGUUGAUGGAUAGCUCGCAUUUGUGUCUUAACAGCUGCAUUCAUUUUUUAAGUUUUUAUCGAUUUCGUUUAUAUGAUGCAGGUUUAAAAUACCAAAGGAAUGUACAGUUAAUACCAAAAUGCCCAUAGGGACCAAAGGUAGAUACUGAUGCAUAUUUAAUUGCUGACUGCGGCAUGAUAGACUGUACAGUCGCUUAUUACUGUAAACCUGAUAUCCAAAUAGCUUUGUUAUAUAUUAAUGCAGCAAACUAAAAACAAAUAUGCUCCUUAUGCUAAAAGUUGAAAAAGUUUUUGUAUCUUAGAUUAUUGCUUAAUGUCUGACUCCAAUUAGCAAGCUGAUUAAUUUGCCUCUGCACAGGAGACAAUUUGCAUUUACCAGCUAGCAAACACGCAGCCCUGGCACACACCAGUUACCACAAAACACUUACUUAACGCUAUAACCGAACUAAAAAGGCAACACAGUACAUAAGAGUAUAAAACACAAAGCAACCAACUGUGAACAAAAAACAGAGGCUAGGACAAAUCCGCCUCUACGCAGGCAACCAAAUGUAUAUGCAGUGUUAAACCAAUGCUUAAGCCCCUGCGUGGGCAAUCACUUGCUUUAUUACAAAUCAAUUUGAUGUAUGACUUUAUAUUGUGCACACAAUAAAAAUAUUCAAAACAAAAAUAGUUGCAUGUGGUAGCUUUCACUGUGAGUGUGUCUAUUGUAUGCACAUGAACAAGAAUCUAUAGCAUUCUAGAACAUAAUAAGUUUUAGAUAAUUUUGCUUAAACAUUACUGGAGUAAACCCAUGUUUAAUAUAAUAACCACUAUCAAACUAUCAUUGUUACAUAUCCCUUAUUUAUUUCUUCUUUUUUUACUCUGCAUACCAUCUCAACGCAAGACCUUUACCCUGUCCAUUUUCAUCCACAGAGUCUACUGGUGGAUCGUUUUGGCAGAAGGGUUUUGCUGCUGGGUGGAUAUAUAGCCAUGGUGUUGAGCCUAAGUCUCCUUAUAGCGACCCUCUCACUGCAGGUAACUCAAAGCAUCAUAUGAUAAGGAAAAACAAUUAUGUUGCAACCAGAUUUAGAUGCAUCUAAAUUUCUGGAUUAGGAGAGGAUAACAUUUAACACAGUUAUUGCAUCACUAACACAACUAGAAUGUUUACAGAAGAAUCAACCAGUGUUUAUUAUGUGAAAUGGAAAAUGGAAAUCAGAGAAGCACGUUUUACAAUUUUUGGAAACUCAAGAGUGUACUGGCUCAGGUUUUUGUCACAUGUGCAAGCACAUCCAUUUCUCUAAGUUGUAGUGGAAUAGGGGCUCCAUGAGCUUGCAGCUUAAAUUGACACUGCGCCUAAUUAUGAACUUUGAAUUUGCAAUUUCGUUAUCUUCUUCAUUAAAAGCUAUAUGCACAAGUUUCUUAAACUGGAAAUUUUAAGCACAUAAACAGGCCUCCCAACAGUUCCGAUUUUGGCCAAUUUAGGGUCCUGUCCCACUGUCACAACAUACUCAAGGUACUAGGACCAGGAGAGUGUAGAAACAGCACUUCCUGCAUGCUCUGCCCUCAGUGCGCUGGCCUCUAUGGUUGAUAGGCAGCUUAGAAUGCAUUUAUGCCGGUGUGACCUGCCUAUUCUCUGGGAGGAACCACCCAUUUUGGGCAGGGCUAGUGAUAUGAUUCAUGUCACUGGCCCACCUUCUCUUACCCCACCCACUGGCAUCCUGUAUUAUGAGCGCUGACAUUGGGGGUUGUGCAUAAAUUAUAACUUACUAGCAGGAUGAGGAAAAUUAAGAUUUGCUGAGUACAGUAGGUACUUAAGGUCACUAUCUAUAAACCAUGGGGCACAUGUAAUUCAUGUAAUCCAUUGUGUCAUUAUGAUGCAAAUUGUGGGUACUGGGCAUGAAACAGGCAUGGGCCUCUUAUUUUUAUACAGAUUUUAUAUACAAUGCCAAAGUUAGGAUGGUGUUUCCAAUGUUACUCAGCCAAGUAAGAGUUAUCUGAAAAUGUAUAUAUUAAAUGUAUAUAUAUAAAUGUAGAUAUUAUUUAAUCUGUAUAGCUGCUAUCUAUUUAAAGUGGAACUGUUACUCUAUUAAAAUGUUACUGGGGUGAAUAUUGCAGUACAGGUAAGAAAAGAAAAUAAACUUGUCUCCUGUGAACUCGUGUUUUCUUGGCAACUUGUCAUCCCAUUAAUUCUCAGGCAUGUCCUAGUGCCGCUUCUGAGUGGAGGGUAAUGGGGACACUAGGUCUCCCAAUUUAAUAGGUAGCACCCACCAACUGACAAUAGGUAGGGACAAGGGUACAUUAGGAUGUCCCCCAUUUUAUUGAAUAGCCCCCACAUGUUGCCCCCCUUGUUAUUUUUUUUCAAGCCCCAUCACCAUGGGAGUCACUAGUUUCUAGUAACAGUGAACAUGACUGCUGACUCAUAUCCAUCCCACCGUUGCCCCAAUAACACACCUUUUAAAGUGGAUAAGGGCAACAGCCACAGCUUUAUUAAACAUAGUAAAUUCUUAACUCCUGUCAGCUUUUGGGUGAGAGCCCAACAGACAGUUCUCCAUACUUAUUCUCUAAGAGCCCAACACAGCCGUCACUAGCCAUCAGCCUUGCGCCGACUGUAGUCUCCCCAAGGUGCCCUUGCGUCAUACUCCUUUCUUUUUGAUUACGCUGUCCAGGGGAAACUGCCAGCUGUGACAAUAAGAAAACACAAAGAGAAACCACACAACACACCACAAAAGAACAGGGAGGGAGGGUGGAAAAUUCAGUCAUGGUCUUUGAACAACUCCUGCUGACUGGUAAGUCCCCUCCCCAUCUCUCCUUUUUUAACUCCUCCAACACUUGCAACAUUGUUGCUACUUAACUCCAGCCCACCAUCCUGGGCAGCAGUCAUGCUCCACCUCCACUAUUUGUCCAGGGGGAAACUGUAAGUUGUUUAGUUGAUAUGCCACACAUGCAACAUGGCAGGUGGGGGAAUAAGGGACGUUUUCAACUUUGACCGACUAACAGUACUUUAAAUUAUUGUGCGCUUGCAAAAAGCAAGUGAACGCUAAUUUGUGUAGUGCACAAUGAAGGAUGCAUUCUGUCUCUGUAAAAUCAGUACACAGUCCCAAUCCUAUACUUUGUAUAAAGUUCAGAUGUAAAAAUUUUCAACUAAACACCUAAUUUCAUCUGGCUGUAUGUUGCAAAUUCAUUGGGACUGACUGAAUUCUGACCAGAAUUAGCUGUAGUGAAUAUGAGAAUUGCCAUUCCAGUCGGAAUUCGCCCAAUUGUGGUUAUCAUGUUAUGCAUCGAUCAGAUUAUAGUACAAUGGUAUAUAAAACUGUUGGUCAAUGUUAUUUUCUUCCUCCCACAGGACACAUACAUGUGGUUGCCUUAUUGCAGUGUGAUGCUAAUCUUCCUGUAUGUUUUAUCCUUUGGGACAGGACCAGGUAUGUGCUUGGUGAAAUGGGUCUGGUGAUAUGUAGAAAGGUUAAGGAUGUAUAAUAUUCAGGGUUUAAUCUGCAUGUAUACCUUUCUUUCUAGCAGUUUUUUUUCUCCCCAGGGGCAACAACUAUGACCAUCAUUGUGGAACUUUUCCCCCAGGAAGCCAGAGCAGCAGCAUUUGUUAUUGUGGGAAUAAUAAACUGGAUUGGACUGUUUGUCAUUGGCAUGGUCUUCCCACUUGUGGAGGUAAGACAGUGAGAAGUUUACAAAUUAAAUCUGUUGUGUGCGUAAGGACUAGAGAUGGAUUGUGUGCUAUAUAUUGGAGAUCAGCAUUACUAAACAUUAGAGGAGGGGUGUUUGGAGGUCAGUGUUAGGAUGAGAGGAGGCAGAGGUUCCUUCAUGAUCACAGCCAAUGUGAGUGAUGGCUGAGAGUACUGGGUGGCCUGGGAUUACUGAAUGAAGGUGACAGUGGGACCGGGCUGUAGGGUGCUGUUUAAAAAUUACUGUGUUGGGAAGAUUGAUGUCAGAGGAUGCUGUUUGUUGGUUUUUUGUUUAAGUGGAGGGUUUUGUGUGUGCUUCUGGCUGCAGUGUUGCAAGUAUACGCGAACAAUUGUGUCCAAUAUGAAUUAGAUAAUGGUUAGUACAUAUAGUUAUGCUCCAUGGUGUUUAAUGUUUACUGCCUUGUACUAUUCUUUUAAUUAUCCCUGUCAUCAAGUACCAAAAGAGAUAAACAAUUAAGGUUUUAUUCAGAGGUAGAUAAUCAGGUUGGUAUGGAUAUGGAAAGGAAUUGAACUACCAACGUGUUUCAACAUCAAUGCUGAAUUCAUCAUAGAGUAUGUAAUAAAUCAUCUGGAUAAUGUGCAUGAACUCCACGUGAUGAGAUCCAAUGAGGAGCAGCUGACAGACAUCAGUGCUAGCGUGCAGUUAUUUUAUUUUUAGUAUAACAAGCUUAAAUGUAGUAUAUAUUGGAAAUAAAUGUCCAACCUGAAUUUCUCUCCUAAGUCUUUGGAGUCAGUCUGUUGAGUGGUUGUACAUAAAGGGAAAUGUAGUGAUUAAAGACAAUUGAGGUGACAAGGCUAGUUAUCACAGUCCUAACUGAUGGGAGUAGUGUUAAGUUAUUAGACUAAUGUGAACGAAUACCAGGACAAGAGUUGAAUAAUUGGAAGUAACAUCAUUCUAUGGUAUGAUAAAGUAACGUUAUGAUAAAGCAAUGUCUAUGAUAACUGUAUUACCUAGCGCAUUUGAUGGGUUGGGAGGACUGGCAAUUCAAUCUUCUCACUCUCUAAUGUCCUCGCUCUGGUUCUUUAGGCAACUCUAGGGCCAUUUUGCUUCCUCAUCUUCAUCACAAUCACAGCAGCUUGUGCAGUAUUUCUGUAUAUUUACCUCCCUGAAACAAAAGGAAAAUCUGCAUUGGAGAUUAAAGAGGAUAUCAAUAAAGACAACCUUCGGAAGAAGAACCAUCUAGAGAUUCCUAAACACCUCAGUAAUAUCUCUGUGUUAUCCACCAAACUGUAAUCAACUUUCCUGUUAUCCUAAACAACCUCACAAUAUUAAUGAGAAUAAAAGAGUUCACACGUGUUUCACAUAUUUUUAAAUAAACAUUAUUUUUU